Messenger RNA from Schistocerca gregaria, 5318 nucleotides. RefSeq lists its product as uncharacterized. The coding region runs from base 1601 to 4981 and encodes 1126 amino acids. Gene Ontology annotation, molecular function: metal ion binding. The transcript is spliced from 19 exons. Gene Ontology annotation, biological process: superoxide metabolic process. The record is from RefSeq and is a predicted model, not a curated record. Lineage: Eukaryota; Metazoa; Arthropoda; Insecta; Orthoptera; Acrididae.
CAAAACAGUGGUUUUAUUAAUAUAAAGAUUUUACUAAGGUUACAUACAAUAAAAAGUUGGAAACCCAAUAUCGUUUUUGUAUAGGAGUACCGAAAACAAAGCCUAAUAACCAAAAUCAAAGCAAACAGCUUAACAUCAACCACUAUCUUAUCAAAAAGAAGCAUAAAGCGCUAACCAUGAACACCUUAUCGAGAUCGGAGGGCAAUUGGUCCUGCCCCUUCACCCAGAAAGGUCAACAGAGUGAAAAUAGCCAAUGUGGCGGUAAUGGAAAUGCCGUGUGGCUAGGGCCUCCCGUCGGGGAGAUCGUUCGCCUACUACAAGUCAUUCGAGUUCACGCCACUUCGGCGACUUGCGUUUCGAUGGGGAUGAAAUUAUGAAGAUAAGGACAGCAUAACACUCAGUCCCUUCGCGGAGAAAAUCCAGACCCAGCCUGGAAUCGAACCCGGGCCGUUAGGUAUGACAUUCUGUUGCGCUGACCACUCAGCUACAAGGGGCGGACACAGUGUGACGGUAGUAACCGUUUUAACAAUGUAGUGGUAUUUCUACUUGAGUUUCAGUAACAGGUGCCAAAGCCGUCUGCAGGUUUAUCGAAUCAUGAUUUUAAUUUUCAUCAUAGCAGCAUACAAGUAAGUCACCCUGAUCUCGGUGCAAGUUUAAACUCUCGCGUCUCGUACUGUUGACAGAAUCCACAUAAAUCACAGUUCCUUUGUAUUCCUUUGUACUGGUAAUAAAUCACUUUACGACCCUCAACACUUUAUUUUGUUCGGGACGCCAAAUCCAUACAGGUUUAUGAAUGACAACAUACAUUUUCCAAAAGAAAAAAAAGGUCUCUUCAAAAUAUAGAACUACACUGUCGUUAAGCUUGAUAAAACAAAAUCGGCUACAUUAAGGAGAACAGAAAGUAAAUUGCUUAUUGGUACAUAAAAACUGCAAAGGAGCAAUCCUCCAGUUACUAAAAACAUAUUUUAUACAGGUAACAACUGAUUUCCAAGCAGUCUGUAAUUAUCUUUAAUUGCGUAGCGUCUCAAUCACAAUCAAGUUUGGCGACUGUAAUGUUCGUUCAGUUAUGAUUUCCAUUUGAUUUAGAAUUUGUCGAGUAACUUUGAUGAUUUGAAAUGUGCCCUGAUCACACAACAAAAUUACUUCCUUCCUCAACACGUGUUUCACAACCUGAUAGUAGGAGAGCUACCGGAAAUAAAGGUCUUAGCUUAGGCUGUACGAGCAAUAGGAAUGAAUUCAGGGCGCGAUGUACCGCAGCAAAAUAAUGUACAACACUCCGCAUUCGAAUACAAAUUGUUCGAAAAAUGAGAGGAAGUGGUGCUCUUCGUUGAUGUGCGAGUUUAACUUACACUUCAUUUCGCUCUAGAGAUGACAAUAACACACUUGGAUUAACCACAAACUGUUUAUUCGUACACUGCGCGCAAUUGAAAUUAAUAUAAAGUAUAAACUAGACUUUCCGAACUGUGUGUGCACCGCGACAUGGCCUAAAUACUGUAUGUCUGCUGCGACCUUGUCGUGACGUUAGAAAGUUCCGUUGCAACAGCUGAUCGAGAAUGUCGUAGGUUUUUGGCUGCGUUUAAUAACGGGACAGCGUGUUGUAAUGGUGGAGUGGGGUAUCUAUUGUUUUACUUUUUUCACAAUUUUAGGAUGCUGUGGUGGUCUAGAACUGACUGCAUACAUAUCACAAGGUGGACUACAUGGCCACAUAACUUUUCAGAGGUAUCAUGCAGACAGCAGAAAAAUUCAUGUCCACACAUCACUCCAGACUGUCAACGAAGUUUCCAAAUGGUCUUGGAGAAUACAUAAAUUUCCAGUUUAUUAUAGUACACUACAGGAUCGGUGCCAUGAUGAGAAACUUGGGCCAGUGUUGUUGAAUCUAGAUGACACUGUUGGACUUCUUGAAUUUCCUGUGAAAAACACCAGUGAUUUACUGAUACCCACUGAUUUGAUAUCCUUAACUGGUGAAAAAGGCUUAUGGGGCCGAUCUCUGUUGAUCUUUGAAGAGGGCUAUAGAAUCCAUGCUGCUUGUGGUACGAUUAGUGUUUCAGAUCAAACAGAUGAAAAAGUGGCUGAAGCAAAAUUCUAUUCUCCAGUUGCUGGGUCUGUUUUCAUGCGGUGGAUUGGAAGCCUACAUUCUGAUUCCAUAGAUGCACUCAUUCACACCAAUCUUUACUGGGUAACUAAAGAGAAAGGAAGUCCAGAAAAAGAUACAAAACACCACUGGAAGAUCUAUGCAACAGAUAUUUUAGACGCAGAAGCAGGAAAGACAAGAAGCAACUGCAACUUCCUUCAGUUUGUGUUUAAUCCUGCAUCUGCAAAAGAAGGACAAACUGUUGGUGACAUUGAUAAACGAUUGGGUAAAGUGCAGAUUUCAGGCAGUCCAGACUCCAAUGUUAUAAACACCUACCAUGACUCAGAGUUAACAUCUGUACCAUUUGACUUAACAACAGGACAACGGAGCCUGUACAUUGUAAUAUUUGACUCAAAACACCCAGACAGUUUUUUAGCAUGUGCAAGAAUUAGGCAAAUAACUCCUUACACACAGAAGGUUAUCAUGCAGUCUGAAGGAGUGUCUGGAGAAGUGACAUUCAGCCAGCGCUCACCAUUUGACCCAACAUGGCUACAUUUUAAUUUAUCAUCAUACAAUGAUAAAUUUCUUGGGAGGCCUUUCCAUUUAACAAAGUACAAGAUACAUGAACUGCCACCUCCAUCCUUUUUUGCUGAAAAAAGUGGCAAUAGAUGUUUUCAAACAGGCAAAGUGUACAAUCCAACUGAUAUCAAUCCAGAUGAUGGUUCUGCAAGCCAAGAUACAUAUGGUGUUGGAGAUCUUAGUGGAAAACAUAAUAUGUGGCGUGAAGAACAAACCUUUUCUGAUUUGAAUGGCCGGUACUGGGAUAUAUAUCUACCACUUCAAGGUCCAUACAGUGUUGCCCACAGAUCUCUAGUGCUUUACAAGGACAGUAAAAAUGAGAGCAAUCCUAAUGAAAUAGUUUCAGUGCCAUGGAUAUGUGGGACACUCUCCCAUUACCAGGAGGGAAAGAACAAAUGGAAAGAGCCAAUGUUUACUGCUGCAGUUAUCUACAGGUAUCCAAUUGUAGGUCGUAUUGUCUUCCGUCAGCCAAAAGACAAACCUUGGGCUGAUACUACAGUGAUAGUGGAAUAUUUAAUACAUGCAGAUGGAACAUCACAAAAUAAUACUGAGGAACAUCGCUGGAUGGUACAUGAUUUGCCACCAGGAAAAGAUUUCUAUAACUGGACUGGUCGCUGCUUGAGUGCUGGUCACGUAUACAAUCCAUUUGAGGUAAAUCUUCAAUCAAAAAAUUCUGAAUCACCAUGCACAUUAGAGAAAUCUGGCUAUUGCCGAGUAGGUGAACUAUCAAUACGUCACAGCACACUAAGCAUCGCUGGACGCAAAUCUGAAAGUAAUAGAUUAACACGCCGUCUGUAUACCGACACUCAUCUUCCUCUUUCUGGACCUGGAAGUAUACUUGGAAGGUCUCUAGUAAUUUAUGAUGACCAUGGGCCAAAAGCUAGAGGAGAACGGCUUGCAUGUUCACCGAUAACAGCAGUUUACAGGCGCAAAGCUGUUGUAAAAGAUUGGUUUGGCAAUGGUGAGUUGCCAUCUAUAAAAGGAAAACUAGAAUACUUCCAGCAAACUGAGUAUGAUAUCACCGACAUUGAGGCAAAUAUUGAGGGACUUGAAGACACAAAUGGUUUUCAUAUUCAUGUUGUACCUGUUGAUCCAAGUCUUGAAUUUCCAUGUGAAGCUUCAUCUUUGUAUGAUUACUAUAAUCCAUACAAUGUAAGUCUUCAUCUCUCUCCUGCACCUGCAACUGGAACAACAGACCAGUACCAGAUGGGAGAUUUAAGUGGAAAAUUUGGAACACUGGAUGGAUUAACAAGUCUCAACUCAGCGUACAAUGACACCCAUCUCCCACUCUUUGGUCCAUACAGUAUCAUAGGAAGAUCAGUUGUUAUCCAUAAAAAGAACAAAAACCACAGGUGGACAUGUUCAUCAAUUGAACGUGGCUAUUCCCCUUCAGAAGCUCGAGAACUAAGAGCCAUUGCAUCAUUUCACCAUCCCUUGGGAUUUGCAUAUGGUUAUAUCAGAAUGACCCAACUGAUAUAUAAUGAUGGCAGCAAAAGUGACACAGUGAUUGAGGUGAAUCUGAGACAUCCUGGAAAAAAUGAUAGGAAUGUUACAAGGAAUCACAACUGGGCAAUAUAUGUAAAUCCUGUGGGUGUGGAUGCUUCAGUUAAAGUUCUUAACACUAGAUGUGUAGCAGGAGGAUAUAUGUGGAAUCCAUAUUAUACCCAGCUUGCUGAUCCUUUGAAUGAAGAGCUGUACCGUCAAGAGUGUGGUCCUGACAACCCAUUACGUUGUUAUGUAGGUGAUAUUUCAGGACGCUUGGGUACAAUAGAUUUAGGCGAUAAAAGAAAAGUUUUUUCUGAUGUCAACUUUCCAUUAGAAGGUGAUGUAUCAGCCAUAGGAAGAUCAAUUGUAAUUAUGAACAAGGAUCGUGGCUCAGAAAGAUUUGCAUGUGCAAAUAUAGAACCAGAUAAGGACAUCAUAAAAUAUGCCAACAUACAAAAACCACCCAAAUUUGUUUUGGCACAGUUCAUUGAGGAUGUUCGAGAAGUAAUGGGAGUUCCAGAAUGGAUGUUAAAUGUUGAUAGUCGUAGGACUAAAAUACUGCACUCGGGUGCAUGCAUUCAGUUUCUACUUCACUUUAAAGGUCCAAUUGCAAAUCAAUUAGAGCAGGAUUUCAGCAGGCUUUUGGGCACUGGAAGACUCGCUGCACCUAGUCUUUACAUUCCUGGUUAUGUACCAAGUUCAAAAAGGAAAACACAGCUAUCAUACCGCCAAUGUGGAGCAAGUGAUCCAUUAGAUAAAACAAGGUCAAAGAGCAGUGGAGUGACACACAAGGAUACAAUUUGUAUUACUUUUCUUCUUUUAUUUGUAUCAUUCAGUUUAAUUUAGCUUAUCAAUCAGAUUGUUUUUUAUUGCUGUGUAUAUCUGAAAUUACUAUAUAUUAAUAUUUUAUUAACUGCUAAUGUAAAGGAAUACGAAAACAAAUGAAGUGCUGUAAAAGACAAAAGUAUGUACAGUUCCCUUAUAAACUGUUUGUGUAUAAACAGGCUGUAAUUACUUUGGCUAUAUGUGCCAAGUGCAAAAUCAUCACACUUCUUAAUGCAUUUCUUGUAUACAACUAAUUUAUAAAUUGCAGAAGAGAUGUGGAUAUUUAGUAAAUGUUGCACAUAUCUAUUAUAUAUCUGUUUUCUUAUAGUGCCAACCAAAUAAGAACUUCAAAACAUCA